CACCUAUCUUGGAUGUUUCUAUGAUAAUAACAGAAGAGAAUCCCUUCCUGAUCUGAUUUACUGUGAAAGAGAUAUAUACCCUUACGAUACAUGUCAGAAUACAUGUGGACCACAAGCUCAGUACUGUCAAUCUCAAGAGAUGACAAUUGAACUAUGCAGAGAUAUUUGUGCUGAUCAGAACAUGAGAUACUUUGGACUUCAAGCAGGCACACAGUGCCUUUGUGGUGGAUUCUUUGCACCUUAUAAUGUUCUGGGUCAACCAGAUGGCAAUGAUACAUGCAACAGAAAUUGUUCAGGAAAUUCAACUCAAAUGUGUGGAGCAGAUUUUCAAGCUAGCGUCUAUCAAAUAAAUGAAUCACCAUCGGACUGUUUUAAUCCAGGAUACGUUUUAAACGGUGACCAAUCGCAGCAGGAUAGUUCUUUAUACAACGCGAGUGACGUCAUCGACUUCGCCACUGUCUGUCCACCACCAAGUAUCAAGGAUGGCGCCGCUUCUAUCACGUGUACUGCAUCCGGGAACUGGACAAACCCUCCUCCUACCUGUACGGUCAGGUGUUCCACGCCCACUGCACCCAUACAUGCUAGUUUCAGCUCAUGGCAGACAUUGAAUGACAGCUACGCAGUCGAUGAUGAAGUCUUCUUUGAUUGUGAUAUGGAUCCUUCGAGGACGAAUCAAACAUUGACAUGUGGUUACUUUGGUGACUGGGAGACCGUUGUCCCGGAUUGUCCUGAAACCCCGCCACCAACUAAUGGAUCUACAACCACUAAUAUUGCAGCUACAACUGUUUCAACAACUGUUUCAACAACCGAAUCUGUAAAUGAUUCUUCCUCAACAAUUGAAACAACAACAUCAGGAGGGCCCCCAACAACAGACUCGACCACAAUGUCCGUCUCAACAGCCUCGACCACAAUGUCCGUCUCAACAGCAUCCGCGUCGACAGACCAAGCCACCUCGACAUCGUCCUCACCAAGUGCCUCAUCAUCGAGCCCGUCGUCAUCAAUGACUGACGACAGCACACCCAGACAGCCGAUCACGAUGACGUCAUCACCUGGCGGGCAAGACCCAUCCACACCCAUUGUUACAGAUGGUAGUGGUGGGUCGACACCUGUCGACAGGGGUGCAAACACAGGCGAUGAUAUAGAUCUCGUACCAAUCAUCGUUGGAGUAGUAGCUGGUUUCCUCGUGAUCAUCCUCAUUAUCGUUGUCGUAUCCGUUUAUUGCUCAAGGAAAGGAAAACAAAAGACGAAGAAGAUACCCUUUGACCCGGCCCUGGGAGCCAGUUUUGGAAACCCCGCAUUCGAGGAAGACGAGGAGGCCGAGACGGCGCGACGUGGUUUCGUGCAGGAGAACGACUACGGUGACAGGCAGACAUACGACAUCGGUGUAUCCGACUACGCCAUGGAGAAUGACGAGGUCGACAGGGCUCCACCUGAUGGGAAGGAUUCCUCGAUCUUCCUCCCUGACAACGGAACGGAGGACGCGACCUACGCGGUAGUGAACAAAAACAGACAAGACGCAGCGGAACCGUAGAAUAGUCUGAAAGUCCACCAAACGGUAAAAAAAGCUAGUAUGCAAAUACUUUUCAGCCCUUGCAUCAAAUAAUUAUGUCAUUAUUCUCUAACAUCCAGACAAUGUACCCAUGAUAAAUAUUCAGGGAGAGCAAAUAUAGAAUUAUUAACUUCAGCAUUUGGAAUAAUGAUCAUUCUAAUUAUAACUCAUGUUUGUUUCGUGUUUUUUCAGCCAUCAGCUCAUCCGUUUAUCCUCUCUAGCUAUUUAUUUAUUCAUUUAUAUAUCUAUCUUUCCCUCUAACAAAGCAUGUAUCUAUCCAUUCAAUUCUAUCUACCCCACCCCCUCUCUGUCUAUCAAUUCAUCUUUCUUUCUACCUACCUAUAUCCCCCUCCCUCUAUGAAUGUUUAUCUCCCAAUUUCUUGCCCCCCCCCCUCUCCUUCCAUCUCUUUCACUCCCUGUCCUUACCUUGCUCGACCAUUAAGAGAGCAACUUACAUUUUCCGAAUAUAACCUAGCAGAUUUCUACCCACCCCAUUUGCAUUUUAUCCUUAUUUACCUCUCAGUGCAACUUUCCUGCUGGCUUCUCACCCGGAGACAUCUUCUCUCUUGAACUUCAUUUGGCCAUCUUCGCAUAACCAUUUAACAUCCUCCUCCAUCCCAUUCUUUUGAUAAUAAUGUGUGACUUUUUGUGAUGUUUUGAGAUGUGUCUUAUCUAUUUUUAUAUGAUUUUUAAGUUUUCAUUAUAUUUUAUUAAAAUUUUUAAUCAGUAUUGAAGACGAUUACAAAAUUAUAUAUUGCACAUACAUAUAUUGCAUUCUAAACGAUCUUAUAAUAUGUUAGAAAUACCUCUGUAAAUGGAACGGCAAUGUUUCGUUGGAACAGCAGUUCGAUUAUUGUAAUAGUAAUUUUACCCAGGGUUCCGAAAAUUGUUCUCCAAGCGGGCCCAGCUUAACAUCAUAGCAUUAUUUAUUUCCUUUUUUUAAUUUAAUUAUUUGUAUUUAAAGCAUUCUGCUUAUGUGACUUUAUCAUGCACAUUGUAAUCUUUGGUAAUAGAAAAAUUGCCUAAAAUGAUGAAAAGCAAGCACUGGCAUCUUAUCAAAACUUCAGUACUUAUUUGGGUAUCUCACUUUCUUCGAGGCACGCAAGUUUCAUCAGGCCUUCGUCGUAGAUGGCGUACUUUAAAGUUUUUGCUAAGCGACGUACGGAGGAAUCAAGAACAGAGUAAAUAUACUGAAAAUGCCCGUCAAAAUGACAAGGGAAAGCUGGGAAUUUUUCGUCGAAAAUUGGUGAACCAGAACAGCAAUUUCGUCCUAAGUUUUAGAUAUGAAAUGCAAUAUCGUAUUUUAUUUCUAGAAUCAAGGACUAAACAUCUGUUUUGAUUUACCAACAUUUUCAAGAAAAAAAUUCUUGCUGUUCUUUGUCAUGACGGGUAUUGGUCCAUUUCCUCUGUUCUUGAAUUACGCCGAUGAGCGAAAACACCCUAAUGAUGCAGUCCGACGAAAUGUUAAUUGCUAUUUUGAUACGGAUAAGACGACUUCAUUUUUUUCGCAGUUAAUUCUUUCGUCCUUUUUCUCAUCCACAUUUUCCGAUUAUUUCUCUUUCUUUUCACAACUUAAUAAAUCUCAGUGGCGUAUCCCCCAUCCCCCCCCCCUCCCCCCGCUUGUGCGGCCACCACUGGGUAAAAUUCAUUUGGAUUAGUGAUCUAACUAAAGGGGUUAAAUUCAUGCGCAUCAUUGCGUAUUUAUGCAAAUGCAGUCUUUGUCGGUUAACGUAUUGCUACAUACACACCAACUCAUUAUUCACGAUAUCAUGCUAAUUUUUAACGUGUUUAUAAUCAUUCUGCUAUUAAGGGAAUGUGAUAUUUUGUAGUAUGGAUUUUAUUAUUUGCUUUCAUAUGUCAUAUAUCUAUUAACACGCAUCUAUAUAGAAUGGUAACAUUUUAUAACAUUAAAAAAGGUGAUUUUUUAAAGUUUUCAGCUGGACUGAAAAAAGGGAACAAACGUUUUAACAGAUUACCUAAUGUUUUGUUCUCUUAGUAUACUAUUUAAAUGUAUAUGUAUGUUUAACAGUAUAUAAAUGGGGACAUUGCUUAUGAAUCCAAAUCAGGUCCAAAUGCCAUGAAUGCUGUAUCGAUAUGUUUAGAAAGGAAAUAUUUUUUUAAUGUGAAACAGAUAUUGAUUUAUUUAUGAAUCUAUUAUUCGAAGUUGUACAUACAUGAAAUAUUGCUUCGUUAUAUAAUUGUUAUAAUAAUGUAAAUGGUUGGCUAGAUGAAGUGAUUGCCCAAAUUUAUAUUUAAAAAAACUAGCAUUUGUGUUGCGUGAAUGUAAUCAACUUAAAUUUUAUCAUCACUUGCAACAUUUAAAAAAAAAAUCAUGAUAUUUGGAAUUUCUAUUCAAAUUACAUUCCUUUCAAACUUGUAUAUCAUCGAAGAAUUAAAAUCAGAAGAAAUGUAUUUAAUUUCCUUUAUACAUUUCACCAUUAAUUUUAUCGGUGAAGAAUGAAAUAUCCAUUCUGUAUUUGUUUUUGGGAGGGUUGUGUCUAGCAUAUCUCCAAAGUCAAUGACUUUAGCGAUAGACAAUCAUGGUAACGACGAUUUUCUUUUCAUUUGAAGAGAUUCAUGUGAUUAGAUUAAAAAUUAUAAAUUGAAUUUUGUUGAUUUUUUUUAGAUUUGUAACAAAAAUGAAGAAUAUAGUUGAGUUUAUAUUUUUGCAUUAUUAUGUUAAUGUAUUACAUUGGGAAAAACGCUCCAUUGUUUUAGUGAAUAUUGAUGUUAAAAAUAUUAAUCUUGUUUUAAGAGGUGUAUAUUUAGGGCGAUUGACAAGUGGCAAAGAAUAUGAAUAUUGAAACAAAUUAGUUUGCUUAGUUUCACAAUCACUUAUCUCUGUUCAGGAUUAAGUCUCAAGCUGAUUUGAAGAGUGGUUCAUUGUGUCGAACUAAAGUAUUGCUUUCGUUCUUUCAAAUAACCAUCACAUUGAUAUGUGCAUAAUGAAUAGCGCAUGUCUACAUCAUACCUUUGAUACUGCAAACAUUCACUUUCACUCACGGAAUUGCCCCGCCUUGUGCAAUGUCAGCGCUACAAUAGGUUGGUCAUAUUUUUCUGAGGCUUUUUUCUUUAUGGCAUGUGUUUUUUUACAUGUAUGUUCUUUCCUGGUUAGACCGCUAUUAAAUUGAAUUAUCUAUAUUGAUAAUAAAGUGGUGUGCUAUUUUUUUCCACUGCAUUUUCUUUACAAUUUAUCUGAAUUCGUGACCAAUAGACUCUAAUCCAAAGAGGAGCGUUUCAUGUAACCAUUUCGUGAGAUAAAUUACCUAUAUCCCUGGAUCUGAUUGGAUGAACGCAUAAUAUAUCAUUAUAAAAAGACGCCUUUUGAAACCUCACCGGCAUGUCAACACAUUGCGAUUAUUUUCAACUGUAGAUGGCAGCAUACACAACACCCACCGCGCUUCUGGAAUUCACUGUCAUCAACUCCUGACAUAUUUAAUUGGAAAUGUAAUGGUUUAUGUAAAAGGCAAACAUCUCAAUAGUUUGUUAAUAAGCUUACUCUGUGAUACUAGCAAAGUUCGGGGCGUGUCACGCAAUGUGAAAUGAAACUGUGCUGUGUAGUUUUGUUAUUGUUAACGGGAUACAAAAUGAAAAGUUUACGUGUACAGUGAUACAGAGAUCAAAUAAUUGUAAGUGCCUAAAAAGGAUAUGAAAUAAAUUGUCACAAUAAAAUGCCUAUCCACUCUAA
Messenger RNA from Lytechinus pictus (painted urchin), 5237 nucleotides. Its product is annotated as CUB and sushi domain-containing protein 3-like. Lineage: Eukaryota; Metazoa; Echinodermata; Echinoidea; Temnopleuroida; Toxopneustidae. The transcript has 7 exons. The coding region runs from base 140 to 1531 and encodes 463 amino acids. The record is from RefSeq and is a predicted model, not a curated record.